GGGAAGGCAGCGAGCAGGAUCCCUUAGUCCGCGGGCGGCGCGAGGCGUCUGGCUCUUCGCGGCGGCUGCGAGGGGAAAAGAAGCGCGGGGGCUGGGUGGAAUCGAGGAGUGAGGAAAAAGGGAAGGGGCGGGGGAGAGGGACCAGGGAAGGCGUCAGGGGGAAUCUCGCGAGGGUUGGAGUUUUGGCGAGAGUUUGUGGAAGAUGGCGCCUGUUGUGACAGGUCAUUGAAAUUAUGAGACUAUCAUUCACAUGGAAGCAUUGUAGUUCUUCGGAACCAUUAUGAUCUCAAAAGGAAAGGAGAAUGAUACAGAUACACUGGCUGAGGUGUUUUGAGGUGCAUCGAAGUGUUCCAAGCUGUGACUUACCUUAACAUGUUCUUGAAGUACCAUGGCGUGGAUUAAAAGAAAAUUUGGUGAGCGGCCUCCACCUAAACGACUCACUAGGGAAGCUAUGCGAAAUUACUUAAAAGAGCGAGGGGAUCAAACAGUACUUAUUCUUCAUGCAAAAGUUGCACAGAAGUCAUAUGGAAAUGAAAAAAGGUUUUUUUGCCCUCCUCCUUGUGUGUAUCUUAUGGGCAGUGGAUGGAAGAAAAAAAAAGAACAAAUGGAACGGGAUGGUUGUUCUGAACAAGAGUCUCAACCAUGUGCAUUUAUUGGAAUAGGAAAUAGUGACCAAGAAAUGCAGCAGCUGAACUUGGAAGGAAAGAACUAUUGCACAGCCAAAACAUUGUACAUAUCUGACUCAGACAAGAGAAAGCACUUCAUGUUGUCUGUAAAGAUGUUCUACGGCAACAGCGAUGACAUCGGUGUGUUCCUCAGCAAGCGGAUAAAAGUCAUUUCCAAACCUUCCAAAAAGAAGCAGUCAUUGAAAAAUGCUGACUUAUGCAUCGCCUCAGGAACAAAGGUGGCUCUGUUUAAUCGACUUCGAUCCCAGACAGUUAGUACCAGAUACUUGCAUGUAGAAGGAGGUAAUUUCCAUGCCAGUUCUCAGCAGUGGGGAGCGUUUUACAUUCAUCUCUUGGAUGAUGAUGAAUCAGAAGGAGAAGAAUUCACAGUUCGCGAUGGCUACAUCCACUACGGACAAACAGUCAAACUUGUGUGCUCCGUUACUGGCAUGGCACUCCCAAGACUGAUAAUUAGGAAGGUUGAUAAGCAGACCGCAUUACUGGAUGCAGAUGACCCUGUGUCACAACUCCAUAAAUGUGCAUUUUACCUUAAGGAUACAGAAAGAAUGUACUUGUGCCUUUCUCAAGAAAGAAUAAUCCAGUUUCAGGCCACUCCAUGCCCAAAAGAACCAAAUAAAGAGAUGAUAAAUGAUGGAGCUUCCUGGACAAUCAUUAGUACAGAUAAGGCAGAGUAUACAUUUUAUGAGGGGAUGGGCCCUGUCCUUGCCCCAGUCACCCCUGUGCCUGUUGUAGAAAGUCUUCAGUUGAAUGGCGGUGGGGACGUAGCAAUGCUUGAACUUACAGGACAGAAUUUCACUCCAAAUUUACGAGUGUGGUUUGGGGAUGUAGAAGCUGAAACUAUGUACAGAUGUGGAGAGAGUAUGCUCUGUGUCGUCCCAGACAUUUCUGCAUUCCGAGAAGGUUGGAGAUGGGUCCGACAGCCAGUCCAGGUUCCAGUAACUUUGGUCCGUAAUGAUGGAAUCAUUUAUUCCACCAGCCUUACCUUUACCUACACACCAGAACCAGGGCCACGGCCACACUGCAGUGCAGCAGGAGCAAUCCUUCGAGCCAAUUCAAGCCAAGUGCCCCCCAAUGAAUCAAACACAAACAGCGAGGGAAGUUACACAAAUGUCAGCACAAAUUCAACCAGUGUCACAUCCUCUGCAGCAACAGUGGUGUCCUAACUACCGUCUUUUUGCUAGGACUUAAACUGACUGGAGUGCCGCAAGAUGUUGACAAAAAAAGAAAAGAGAGAGAGAGAAAGAAAAAGGAAAAAAAUGAACAAUCUUUUGUGGUUUCUUGGGAAAACUUUUCAUACCAGGUGAUACUGUUCCAAAACCCCAUUACCUACAAGUGCUGAUUGGAAGCGCAGAAGCCACAGUAAAACAGACAAGCAAAACAUGGAAAUGUGCAAACUGUUGGAAGUUGAUUUUUUUUUUUUUAAAGCUGUUCUUUUUGUUUGAUUGGGUUUUGUUUGGUUUUGUUUAAAUGGGCAAGAAAUAGAGAUGUGGCUGGAAUAAAAGUUAAUCAAACUAGAGGACACAAAUCUAACAUAGUUUUUACGGACCAAGGAACUUCUAUAAGCUUUAGCAAAAGGUACAUUUUCACCAUACCUUUUUUUUUAUAUCACAGUAUCUAGUACACCUUUGUUACCAAAUAGGUUGUUCUCCUUCCCGCCUCCUUUUGAGCUUUCACUCUUCAGUACAUUCAAGUUCCAAGCCUGACCACACUUGUUUAAUCUAAUUACCAUAUUCUUCCAGGUUUUUUUGUUUUGUUUUUUAAAUUUAAGGCUGGAACUAUUCUUUUUUUUUCUUUAUUUUUUCUUUUUAUUUGGUUGUUUUUUGUUUUUUGUUUUUUUAAAGCUGAUGUCUUAUGACUUUUCAUGAGUCAAAAUUGUUUUGAUUUCAGCAAGUCAGAUCUUGUAAAGGCCACAUAUUUUUUUAAGAUUAUAUGAAGUCUGUGCAAAAGCUUUAAAAAAAAAAAAUGCCUCUGCCUUGCCUGCAAUACAUGCAACGUACAUGAACUUCGUCUCUGUUCACAGACGCUGUCCCGUAGUUAUGAUCUUGUUUUCCUUUUUUUUUUUUUUUUUAAUUAAAGGUAUUUAUAGUGGUAUUCCAGGAGGGUCUGACAUUUAUGUGGAAUUAAAUGUGGCCAUUUAGUCCUUAAGGAAUUAAUGGCACAGAACAUGUUGGGUAUUUGAAGUGUUCUCUCCCAUUUUCCCAUGCAUAAAUGUAUCUCCGUGUUCCAGGUUUUGUUCAGGUCCCUUCCCCCAUCCCCCCUCCCCAAUUCCCCGAUCUUGUACAUAACUUGUAUUAUGUGUAAGUUAAACAUUUUAUUUUGAACUUGGAAUGUUCCCAGUGAUUUCAUUCAGCAGGGUGUUUUCUGCCUUGUGGGCAUAUGACAAAAAAAAAAAGAAAGAAAGAAAAGAAAAAGAAAGAAAUAUCAUGAGAUGUAUUUGCUACCAGUUGGUAGAUGGUGCCCUUAUUGUAUAACGAGGAAAAUCUCAGCAAAAGCAUGUGUUUGUUUACUUUUUCUUUCUUUCUUUCUUUUUUUUUUUUUUUUUUUUUGUAGCUUAGGUCAAAACAUCAUUGUAACCUUAAAACAAGAUGCUUUUAUUAGAUGACCAACUAAAAUAGCUUGGAAGACAGUACUUUAGAACAGAUAGUUGUGAGAUUAUAAAACUGCAAAUGUAAUUUAUCUUUCCAUAUUUCUUUGCCUUUCUUAGUCUUCUCUUUCCCAGUACUGAGUGUCCCCACAAAUGUCUCCUACUCAAAACAUUUCUUUUCCAUUCAGUUAAGAUUUAGUAGCAUUCAGGGUUGUGUGUUGGCCUCAUAUGCUCGACUCACCAGUUUCACAUUGCUUCCAUUCCUGCGCUUCGGUUAUGCCUUUGUUCAGUUUCUUAGAAAUUGCAGCCAACUCAUUGGGCUACAUUUAGUACAGGAACCAUGUGUGUAACUUAUAGGACACAGUCUAGUAAUACAAUCAUCCUUCUUAGAGUUAAAAACUACCUCUAGAAUGUGGUAAGCUUUUACUGUCCCAUGAAACAGGAGCCACAAGUACCUUAUGAAUGCAAGAUUAGCUUCCUGCAGUGUUUCCAGACAGAACAUUGUCUUUUCUGGUGUCCUGGGCGAUUUUGAGAACAUUUUCAUUGGAAGACUUUUUAAACAUUUCAUUAGUAGCUUUUUUUAAGUCACCCCAGCUUUGCAAGAUGUCUUCAUCACUCAUUCUUUUGCUCAGACUAUGUCAUUGUAAAUAACGACUCCUAACCUCUCUAAAUCACUUUUUCCUCAGUUUUCAAGGAGGAAGUCAUUUGUAAAACACAUUAGUGGUUAAAUCAAAGUUAUUAUGGUUUUAUCUUACUGCAAGCCUUUUUAAUUACUCACAGGCUGCAUUAUUCUCUCUCUAUAGCCUUCUCUUCAGAUCUGCUCCAGUCACUAGCUUCUCCUGUAAGCUAACCCUGCCUCACACUUUAAAUCUGUUUCAGUGAUCAAGGGCAGAAUUGUGGCCUUAUCUUUCUUUGUUUUAACUGUUUACUAGCUUCUCCUUGCAAACUUGCUUAUUUCCGAGUAGUAUUUAUUCUUCUAUGUUGUGUCACGGAAGUAGUCUUUACACAGUGCUUUUUGUUCGGAGUGUGGAAAUAUUUUCAGUGCCGCUUUCCUUUGAAUGGGCCACAAGUUUCCUCCUCUUCCCAGAUUUGGUAUUUAGUUAUGAAACUGUGUUAAAUUAACUGGUAACAGAUGAGAUAUUUUGGAAGAACAAACGAUUCCUUACCUACCUUUGCAGCUCAAAUUAAUUUUUCAAGUUUAUGGCUUUAUUAAAAAUGAACUUCGCUUUUUUACUAUUUAAUUAUACCUUAUUUUGGCUCGUCGUUUCUUUUAAUAAGAUGAUUUUGAAAUAUUAGACUGUAAAGCCUUUUCCUGUUUGUUUUUUGUUUGUUUGAACAGCCCAAGAAUGUACUUACACAGGCAUUUCCCUUGCUGUUUUAUGCCAUUAUGCAUACCACAAACUAAAGGCUGAAAUGAUUCGUCUGUUGUAGCUUCUUUUUUAUCAGUAGUUCUUUUGCCAGCUGCUUUAAAAAAAAAUCUUCGUGGGUUUGUGAAUCAUUCAGUGUGUAAUUUAUAGGAGCCUUGUCCUCUGUUUAUAGAAGAACUCAGCCCCUCCUCCAAUGGCAUUAUUAGAGAUGCUGGUCCUUUUCCACAUAACGACUCUCUUAGAAACGUGAACGCUUCAGUUAAAGUAGAGAACUGUCGACUUUGGGGUUUUGUUUUUGUUUUUUAAUUCUGUUUGAGAAGCGUGUCUUCUGCUCUCAUGAGCUAUGCAAUUUCUAAAAAUAUGCUAGAAACUGAGUCUGUGAUCUGGUAUGUUUUCAUUAUUUCCAUUGAAUUGAUCACAUAGAUUGGGAAGGCAAGUUAAAGACUUUUAAAUGUAGAAUGCCCUUUUGAUUUUGGAUGAUUUCAGAAUUGAACACUAGGAUAAUAUUUAACCUGCUGCUGACUUUUCUUCAACUCUGGCAACUAAAGGCAUCCCCAUUUAUAUGUUAGUGAAAUAUUUAUCACUCUUCUGCACAGACUUAUUUGCGAUCAUAACUGGUUAGUUUUUGUGUGUUUUUUUUAACAAAACUGGUACCAUCUGUGCCCUCACAGAAUAUUCCCAAUGCAGUUUCUGAGAACUAAGCUUCGUCAUGUUUAACCAGAUAAUCCAUGGGGGGAGGGGUUCCUUUUUUAAACAAAAUGCUCUUCAAUUAUUAACCAAGUUACUUACUUCUGAUUUCAAAAGCAGCUGUGUUUUCUGAUGAGUACUGAACAAAUGUGUGUAUUUUCUGUGCCAGACUUUUGACUUUGUUUUCAAGCACUGUAAUGUGGGAUGAAUGAUUAGAAACAAUAAUAUAUUAGGGUUUCUAUUUAACCCUUUCAGGACUGAACUGUAUCUCCUUUUAUUAAUUUUUCCCUGUGUUGUGAUAAAUGUUUGCCAGCAUUCAGUACUGUGUUGGUCCACAUGUAGGUUUAUAUGCUCAUUUUUAGCUUAUUUCUUGUACCUUGCAGCAUGCUCUACGCAUUCAGUCCUUAAGGGGUUUAUUUUACAAACUGUGCGCCUGUAAGGUUUAUUAGCAAUAAGAUAGAAAAUUGAGCAAGUUUAUACCAUAAUUUUGUAGAAAAAGGAAUCUGCUCAGUUCCAUAUUUCAUCCAUGAGAAACCUGCAAUACAGCAGUUUCAAGGAAUAAAUAAAAAGGAAAUGUAAACCAUUGUAAAA
Lutra lutra (Eurasian river otter) is the source of this 5915-nucleotide messenger RNA. RefSeq names its product recombination signal binding protein for immunoglobulin kappa J region (gene RBPJ). Bases 389 to 1849 code for a protein of 486 amino acids. Gene Ontology annotation, biological process: regulation of transcription by RNA polymerase II; Notch signaling pathway. The record is from RefSeq and is a predicted model, not a curated record. Gene Ontology annotation, cellular component: nucleus; MAML1-RBP-Jkappa- ICN1 complex. NCBI's taxonomy places the organism in Eukaryota, Metazoa, Chordata, Mammalia, Carnivora, Mustelidae. Gene Ontology annotation, molecular function: DNA-binding transcription activator activity, RNA polymerase II-specific; RNA polymerase II cis-regulatory region sequence-specific DNA binding. The transcript is spliced from 12 exons.